This is a messenger RNA of Nilaparvata lugens (brown planthopper), 2366 nucleotides long. RefSeq lists its product as uncharacterized. NCBI's taxonomy places the organism in Eukaryota, Metazoa, Arthropoda, Insecta, Hemiptera, Delphacidae. Bases 218 to 2338 code for a protein of 706 amino acids. The record is from RefSeq and is a predicted model, not a curated record. The transcript is spliced from 3 exons.
UAUAAUUGAAGGGGUCGGGUGAAAAAAGUGCCAAGCAUCAUUUUCGGCUGAACUGAACUAGCAGUGCUAUCUGGUAGUAGACUAAAUGAACUACAAGCAGCACUGAUCAGAUUGCAAUUAUUGCCACUAGAUAGCUCUAAAUUUACAUUGCAUUCUAUUUCCUCAACUGUUUGUUUAAUGUUGUUUGGGAAAGAAAGUGCCAAGCAUCAUAUACAAAAUGGAGAGGAAGAGGAAAUGUGUCAGAAAUCUGAAGGAUUAUUAUGAAAACGUAGAUGAUUUGUAUGCAGAACUAGACAAUACUGAUAGUGAUCCUGACUUUUCUCCCAAUGAUGAGGAAAAUGGCGUUUCAGGUUUUAAGAAAUGUGUCAAGGAAGCUGAUUACUUUUUGGAACCUAUGCAAGAGAUUGCUCCAGAAGCUGGGCUAGAUGCUACUCCAGAGGCCGCAAUUGACUCUGAACAAGAGGCUUUUUUAGAGGUAGAAGAUUUGCAAGCACCAAGCCCACAACACAUUGCCAAUGUUUCAUCAAGAUCUCCAAUUUUGACUCCGGUAAAAAGCCCAAGGAAAAGAAAACGCAAAACACACAUGAAGCAAGUUGAUUUGAGAAAGAAAAGGCGGAAUGAAGGAAGAGCAUAUCAGACAAAGUCAGGAAAGAAUAUACCAGGCAGGACUUUAGGUGAGAUGUGCAAAUGCCCCCUUAAAUGUCAUGAGAAAGUCACUGAGGACCAAAAACUUGUUCUCUUCAAUGCAUUUUGGGAUAUGGGAAAUUUCAAUAUGCAAAAUGCAUAUCUUUUUGGGUGUAUAGAAAAAAUUCCUAUCAAACGUCGUUAUUGUCAAAAUCCUGAGGCCUCAUACAAACAAAACACUUUCAUUUUCAAGAUCAAACUUCAAAGUGGUUCAUCUCUUAGAGUUUGCAAAAAAUCGUUUAUGAGCAUUCAUGGUCUACAAAAUGCAAGAGGUCGAAUCAACAACAUUAUUAAAAAAAUAGUUUCUGAAAAAUCUACCCCAUCUUCUGACAAAAGAGGCACCCAUGAUACAAGACCUCACAAGGUUUCAGCUGAAGCAGAAAAUAGUGUACAUGAGCACAUUAAAGCAAUACCAAAGUACCAGUCUCACUAUAGUAGAGCACAAAAUCCUAACAAGGUAUAUUUGGGUUGUGACAUUACAAUAAGAAGUUUGUACAAUGAAUAUUACCUGAACUUUUGUGAAGUUAACAAUCUUCCCAAAGUUAGUGAGGAUAAGUAUAGGAGAAUAUUUUGUGAAAAGUAUAAUAUUGGCUUUAAACUCCCAAAAUCUGAUACAUGCAGUAAAUGUGAUAGUUUGCAGAUUAUCAUUGAUGAUGCCAAUGCUAGUGCUGAGCAAAAACAGACAGCAAAACUAGAGAAAGAAAUCCAUUUACGUAGGGCAGAUAGUGCCAGAGAAAAAUUGAAAAAUUACACAGCUAUGAGUAAAGAGACACCCAAUGAUGUGCAUGUCAUCACUGUUGAUUUACAACAAACCCUUCCUACACCAAAACUGUCUUGUGGACCUGCAUUUUAUUGCAGGAAAAUGUGGACUUAUAAUGUAGGUAUUCACAACUGCAGUUCUGGACAAGGCUUUAUGUUCAUGUGGGACGAAACAGUUGGAAAAAGGGGUAGUGAUGAGAUAGGGAGUUGUAUUAUCAAGUACUUGUCUGUAGCUAAUAUCCACGCAAAAAAGUUGGUAAUAUUUACUGACAACUGCGGUGGUCAAAAUAAAAAUUGGAACAUUAUGUCACUUUGGUCACAUCUUGUACGUAGUAAACGUUUUGAGUCAAUAGAACAUUACUUCCUGAUAACUGGCCAUACUUUUCUUCCAUCGGACCGAGACUUUGCAAUAAUAGAGAAAUAUCAUACCAAGCACUGUCAAAAUGUGUAUAAUCCUGAGCAAUGGAGAGAGAUCGUAGCAAAAUGUGGAACAAGAAACAAGUUCAUUGUAACAUGUUUGAUGAGUGAGGAUAUUUUUGACUUGACUAAGUUGCAAGAGAACUUAUUCAACACAAAACAUAAGUUUUGCACAGAUGGUGUUACUCUUCCCAGAUUUUCGAAGGCUAUUUGUUUCAAAUUUGACAGCAGCAAACCAUCCGAGAUGAAGCUCAAACACAAAAUGAAUGAAGAUUUUCUAGUGUUGAACCUGAAAAAACGUGGAAGGACUUCUGCUUCAAUACUCCACAUGAAAAGGAAUGCACCAAACAUUAUCAAUAAGAAGAAGUUAGAUGAUGUCAAAUCCUUGUUGCCGUAUAUUCCUCCUAUUUACCAUGGCUAUUACAACAGCCUACAGUCUGCAGGAGAAGACCAAGAAGAAGACAUCAUGAUUGAGUAGGACAGGGGUUCUCAACCAUUUUUGCUCC